Molecule: messenger RNA, 752 nt
Organism: Acaulospora morrowiae
Lineage: Eukaryota; Fungi; Glomeromycota; Glomeromycetes; Diversisporales; Acaulosporaceae
Source: the annotation of a GenBank genome assembly
AUCUUGAAAAUCUGGACAUCAAGAUCAAACUUCACAGAACACCAGUAACUUUUUCGGAUAAGAUCGCAUUUGCAGUAGUCAAGUUGUUGAGAGUUCCUACCGACCUAUUCUUCAAAAAGAGAUACAUUCAUCGUGCUGUCAUGUUGGAGACGAUUGCGGCGGUCCCCGGAAUGGUCGGUGGUACUAUUCGUCAUCUCCAAUCUCUCAGGAAGCUGAAGCACGACGGUGGUUGGAUUUCUCAUUUGCUUCAUGAGGCCGAGAAUGAACGUAUGCAUCUGAUGACGUGGAUGCGUAUUUCCAAACCUAACGCGUGGGAACGUGCCCUGAUCACCACAGUUCAGGGAGUCUUCUAUAAUGCAUUUUUUGCUUUAUAUUUAAUUAAUCCAAAAAUUGCUCAUCGUGUCGUAGGCUAUCUGGAGGAAGAAGCCAUUAUCAGUUAUACGUCAUUUAUCAAAGAGAUCGACGCAGGAAAUAUUCAAAAUACUCGAGAUGUUCCCGACAUAGCAAUUGAUUAUUGGCGUUUAGAUCGAGAAACUGUGACCUUACGCGAUGUGGUAUUAGCAAUCAGAGCUGACGAAGCCGCUCAUCGCGACACCAACCAUCAUUUUGCCGAUCGUAUUGUGCUCGGUCGCGAAGACUUGAGGGAAGACAUUAAACGUGUGGUCGAAGAAGAGUCACGUCGCGAAGGCGGUGGUAAGACUAGGAAAGUUGCUGGAAUAAAUGAAAAUGCAGGUGAAGCUUGGAAAUGGUAA